AUGACCAAGUUUGACGAACAUUCCGGCUCUGGGUGGUCGUUGCCGACCUCCCUGAGCCAAUCCGAAGGCCUCACUGCUGCUAUCGAGUUCAACGAUGCGCACGCAGGUGCCUUCACUGCCGUUAGAGUCAACAGCUUAUGGAAGCUCUCGCUGCCAUCAAAGCCAACUACAAGCGGGUGCCACCGCUGUCGCCAAUGUCAACCACAAACAGGCGCUGUCGCUGCCGUCGAAGUUGACCAGUACGCAGCUUCUCAAGGCGGUCCGUUUGCUGACCCAUUACCGAGAAGCACACCGGCAAGCUCUAUCACAAGGUGA
Messenger RNA from Aplosporella prunicola CBS 121167, 315 nucleotides. RefSeq lists its product as uncharacterized. The coding region runs from base 1 to 315 and encodes 104 amino acids. Lineage: Eukaryota; Fungi; Ascomycota; Dothideomycetes; Botryosphaeriales; Aplosporellaceae. The transcript has a single exon. The record is from RefSeq and is a predicted model, not a curated record.